This is a messenger RNA of Aspergillus caelatus, 1061 nucleotides long. RefSeq names its product putative short chain dehydrogenase/reductase. The record is from RefSeq and is a predicted model, not a curated record. Lineage: Eukaryota; Fungi; Ascomycota; Eurotiomycetes; Eurotiales; Aspergillaceae. The transcript has 2 exons. Bases 172 to 963 code for a protein of 263 amino acids.
AUAAGUAUCUACGAGCGCAGGAGGAAUGGCAGCGUCGUACUGGUGGUUCCCUGGGGAAAGGUGAUACGAGAGUCCAGUUCAUUCAAUGCGACCUUACAGAUAUAGUGGCUGCCAAGGAUGCAGCCAACGAACUCAAGCGCAGAACUGACAGGCUUGAUAUCAUAAUAUGCAAUGCCGGUACGUCUGGCGCUUCACUCUUCCUUUGGCCCAUCCCCAAUUGACGGAACUUACCCCGUCUCUCUGUAUACCCCACCUAUAUAUAACAGAUUGUUUGUUGAUAUUCCAACGUCCGCAAAAGCCAUUGGUGUAUCAACCGAGUAUGAACGAUCGCCGCAGGGUAUUGAACAGGUAUUUGCUUCGAAUUGCGUUGGCCAUCAGGUGUUGGCAACCAAUCUGCUGCCUCUCAUGAAGCGUACUAUCACCCAGGGCAAGGCUAGCAAUGGGCGGAUUGCGGUAGCUAGUUCGUCUAUGCACGCAUUUUGCCGUGAGCUCAACCUCGACCUUCUUACCUCACCCACUCGCCUCAAGCCAGCAUAUAUCGACGGUGUGUGGCGUUAUGCUCGCGCGAAACUAGGGAACAUACUCUUCGCAAGGGAGCUAAGCCUUCGGUUGAUGCAAGAAGAGGAUCCGGCAAGUAGCAAGAUUUACGUUAAUGCCUUUUUCCCGGGUAACAUCGUUACCGAUCAGUGGAGUGUUUGGGAUGAGUAUGUCGGAGAAGCCCUGGGUUCCCUGCUUAGGCGCCUAUUCUCAAUCAUUGGUCAGAGCUUGGAGGAUGGUGCUGCAAAUGCAAUUUAUUUGGCCGCGAGUCCAAAGGUAAUAUCAGACAGCACCCAUGGUCAGUACUUCAUUCCUAUCGCAAAGUCGUACAAGACAACUGCCAUUGCUAGCGAUAUGAAACUUGCUCGUGGACUUUGGGAUUGGAUAGAGGCCAAAGCAGCAGACGCUGUAGGCCCCGAAGAAUAAGACGAAACCCGUAUCGUCGAUGGCUAGAUGCCAUAUUAAUAUCAAAUCAUUUUUCUUAAUCAUUAUAACAGCAUCCUAGGAUUAAUAUCCAGGUGCGC